UAUUGUUCAACUGCGAGCAUUUCUUCCUCUUCUUUCCCUUCUUUUUCCCCCUUCUCUCCGUCCCCAUCUUAAUGGCUUGUACCUGGCGCCAUGGUGCGUCAAAGGGGACUUUCAAAUGCUUCGUCAAUUUCCACGGUGCCGGAAAGAAAUCAGGAGCUAGAGAGCAUGUAUGAUUAUUUGGCCAAGGUUAUUCUCCUUGGACCUAGUGGUGCUGGAAAGUCUUGCGUGCUUCAUCGGUUUGUGAAAGAUGAAUGGAGAGUGCUAUCGUCGCAAACGAUCGGAGUCGAGUUCUCCUCGCGAAUCGUCAAACUGGGCACCGGCCCCCGGCGCACAAGGAUCAAAUUCCAGCUCUGGGAUACCGCAGGCACAGAGAGGUUCCGAUCAGUCUCACGCUCCUACUAUCGAGGCGCUGCCGGAGCGAUCCUUAUCUACGAUGUAGCAUCCCAUGCCUCGUUUGCGUCCCUCCCGACUUUCCUCAUGGAUGCCCGCGCCCUUGCCUCCCCCAACCUCACGGUCCUGCUGGCCGGCAACAAGGCGGACCUCACCUACGACUCCUUCAGCCAAGGCGAGUACUACGCUGAAGACGCCACGCGACCGCCCCCAACGCCAUCAAGCACCACCUCCAGCAAACAAGACGGUUUCCCCUACGACGCCGCCGGCGGUUCCUUUCGCUCCACGACGACCCACCUGGGAACCGGCACCCGCAUGACCGCCACCACGCAGACCUCGCACGGCCGCGAGGUCCCUAUCGACGAGGCGUCGCGCUGGGCGAGCAAAUCCAAUAUCCCCGUUGCCGUGGAGGUCUCCGCCCUCACCGGCGACGGCGUCGAAGAGCUUUUCCAGCGUCUCGCCCGCAUCAUCCUGACCAAGAUCGAGCUGGGCGAGAUCGACCCGGACGAUCCCCAGAGCGGGAUCCAGUACGGAGACGGCGCGCUCUACGGCGGCGGCGGCGGCGGCGGCGGCCAUGGCACCAGCGACGCGUCAAGUAUUCGCAGCCAGAUGACUCUGGACGAUAGCGCUGUCCAGCUGCACCGUCGAACCCCGCGCCGACGAGCCGGGAAUAAUUGGAAAUCCGGCGUGCGGGAGUGGGAGGACGUCUUUCGGUUGAGCGGGUCGCAUCAACGAAAGCGAUCGGGGUGUUGCUGAUUCUUCUUCUUCUUCUUCUUCUUCUUCUUCUUCUUCCUCCCCGCGCGCGAACGAAAAAGCUGGAUAAUAUUGGGCUACUCGUUUCUUUUUUUUUUUUUUUUCUUUCUUUUUUU
Aspergillus ochraceoroseus IBT 24754 is the source of this 1259-nucleotide messenger RNA. Its product is annotated as putative Ras family GTPase (Rab4b). The record is from RefSeq and is a predicted model, not a curated record. The coding region runs from base 91 to 1146 and encodes 351 amino acids. Gene Ontology annotation, biological process: regulation of endocytosis. Gene Ontology annotation, cellular component: endosome. The transcript has 4 exons. NCBI's taxonomy places the organism in Eukaryota, Fungi, Ascomycota, Eurotiomycetes, Eurotiales, Aspergillaceae. Gene Ontology annotation, molecular function: GTP binding; GTPase activity.